ACCAUUUUUCCUCCUCACUCUUUCGCUUCGCUGUGUCCGCCAUGGCUUCUUCCGAGAUAGAACCCGAAUCGGACGAGCGCAAACCCAUCGACGACGACGACUUAAUUUCCCCCAUUGAACAGGUUCGCCUCACUGUAUCUAACGAAGACGAUCCCUCGCUCCCCGUAUGGACCUUCCGAAUGUGGUUUCUCGGAUUGCUGUCCUGCGUUGUCCUGUCGUUUCUCAACACCUUCUUCGGCUACCGGACGGAGCCGCUCGUCAUUUCGAUGAUCUCCGUUCAGAUCGCGACACUGCCGAUCGGCCGAUUUCUGGCCAAGGUGCUUCCGACGACGACGUUUCGGAUCCCUGGAUUUGGGGAUACACAGUUCUCGCUCAAUCCAGGGCCAUUCAAUAUUAAAGAACACGUCCUGAUUUCGAUUUUUGCUAAUGCCGGUUCCGCGUUCGGGAAUGGAGCUGCUUACGCAAUCGGAAUUGUGGAUAUAGUCAUGGCGUUUUAUCAUCGGAAAAUCUCCUUCUUAGCUGGUUGGAUUCUAGUUAUUACGACGCAGGUUAUGGGAUAUGGUUGGGCGGGCAUACUGCGGAAGUAUGUGGUGGAUCCUGCCCAAAUGUGGUGGCCGAGUAGUCUGGUGCAGGUCUCCUUGUUCAGAGCAAUGCACGAGAAAGACGAUAGCCGGAUGUCAAGGGGCAAAUUUUUCUUGAUUGCAUUAAUAUGCAGCUUCUCCUGGUACGUAGUUCCAGGCUAUCUCUUCCCAACUCUGUCGACCAUCUCCUGGGUCUGCUGGAUGUAUCCCCGCUCCGUCACUGCCCAGCAGCUCGGCUCUGGCAUGCGCGGCCUCGGCCUCGGCUCCUUCUCGCUCGACUGGUCCGUCAUCGCCUCGUACCUCUACAGCCCCCUCAUCAGCCCCUUCUUCGCCAUUGUCAAUGUUGCCGUCGGCUACUUUGUGAUCAUCUACAUUAUGCUUCCAAUUGCUUACUGGAAGACCAAUCUCUACAAUGCCAAAAACUUCCCAAUAUUUUCCUCUCAUCUGUUUGAUGCCCAAGGUCAGAUUUAUAACGUUUCCGCCAUUGUGAAUGACAAGUUUGAGAUUGACAUGGCGGCCUACGAGAAGCAGGGGAGAAUAAAUCUCAGCGUGUUUUUUUCCCUCUCCUAUGGCAUUGGUUUUGCUGCUAUCGUUUCUACCCUCUCUCAUGUUGCGCUCUUUAACGGAAAGGAAAUAUAUCAGCAGUUCCGAGCUUCUUAUAGCGGUAAAGAAGAUAUUCAUACAAGAUUGAUGAAGAAGUACAAGGAUAUACCCGGUUGGUGGUUCCACCUGCUUCUUAUUUUGUCCAUUAUUUUGUCUCUUGCAAUGUGCAUUUUCAUGAAAGAUCAGAUUCAAAUGCCAUGGUGGGGACUCAUCUUUGCUGCGGUUCUUGCCUUGACUUUUACCCUUCCCAUCAGUAUUAUAACUGCCACUACAAAUCAGUCCCCAGGACUCAACAUUAUCACGGAGUACCUGAUGGGUAUCAUAUUACCAGGAAGACCAAUAGCCAAUGUCUGCUUCAAGACCUAUGGAUAUAUAAGCAUGACACAGGCAGUCUCAUUUCUCAAUGAUUUCAAGCUCGGCCAUUACAUGAAGAUCCCUCCAAUUUCUAUGUUCAUUGUUCAGUGCAUAGGAACUCUGAUAGCGGGAACAGUGAACAUGGGAGUGGCAUGGUGGCUACUGACCUCCGUAGAAAACAUCUGCCAGGACCAACUCCUCCCUCCGAACAGCCCCUGGACCUGCCCCGGCGACCGCGUCUUCUUCGACGCAUCAGUCAUCUGGGGCCUCGUUGGGCCCAAGCGAAUCUUCGGCUCGCUCGGAAACUACGCGGCCCUCAAUUGGUUCUUCAUCGGAGGCGCCGUGGGGCCCCUCCUGGUAUGGCUUCUCCAAAAGGCCUUCCCCAAUCACAAAUGGAUCUCCCUCAUCAACCUCCCGGUCCUCCUCGGCUCCACCGCCGCCAUGCCGCCGGCCACCACCGUCAACUUCAACUGCUGGAUCAUCGUCGGCACCAUCUUCAACUUCUUCGUUUUCAGGUACCGCAAACGGUGGUGGCAGAGGUACAAUUACGUUCUCUCGGCGGCGUUGGAUGCGGGCUUGGCUUUCAUGGGAGUGCUUCUGUAUUUCACGUUAACAAUGGAGGAUAAAGCUGUGUCGUGGUGGGGAUCCGACGGCGAGCACUGCGAAUUAGCUACUUGCCCCACCGCUAAAGGUAUCGUAGUCGAUGGUUGUCCUGUGUUCUGAUUUCUUUUAUGUUCAAUUUUUUUACAUCACAUUUUUUUAGUAUUUGUCUCACAUGUGAAAAAAGCAUUUUUCUUUAGUAUCCUCGAUUUAAUUGUAACCAGAAGUAGAUUAUUUGCAAAGGAUCAACCAGAAGUAAUCAGAAUUAGAUUCAUCAGUUCUUUUAAAAAACGAAAAGUUGUUGAUCUUAUUCUUCUGUAUGUUUGUUUGUAAUUCGACCUUCCAGAACCAACUUUUUAUGUUAAAAUAUCGCAUUGGAAAGUUCAGUAAAGAACGAACUGUCAAUUCUGCUGAACUCAUAAAGACUCCAAAGAAGAAUACUAAAGACAAGUUUCGCAUUACCGAAGACUGAAAACUUUAACAGUAUUAUCAAAAUUACAUUAUCACCUUUCAUUCAAAGAACUUCAAGUCCAGCAACCCUAAAUUAGUGGAAAUUUUUCCACAAUAGAUUAAGUUUAUACAUAAAUAACUCUCCUUUUUUUUCUUUUUUUUAUCUCUUUCCUUGACAACUAUACCCCCCUCUCGAGUAUAUACACCACAUUCAAAUAUUAUUAAGAAAGAAGAAGAAGAUAUAAUAAUAUUAAAAAAAAAAAAAAAGGAAAUUACCAUGAGCGAAAUUUGAGAAUCGUUGCUAUUUCUUAGGCAGCGAUUUGGAAGGAGCAGCAUAUCUUGCAUAAAAACUGCGAUAGCCUGGUUCUUGAUCCUCAUCCAAGCCUUCAUCGAAGUUGUGAGCGUAGCUCAAUGGGUCAUACCUGAAUCCGCCGUUAAAUGGCUUUGUCUCUGUGAAGCACAGAUUAUUGCUCUCUCUUUUAACCCACGAAAGCUUCGACUUGAGACGCCCCCAACACGACGCAGCUAAAUCUUCUCCUUCCCCACUUUUUGGCCUCUCCAUUAGCGGUUAGCGGAACCCCUUUCCCUUUUCUGAGAAAGAUUUUUAUUUUGCGUUUGGAGAGCAAGAAAAUGUUCUCUCUUCGGAUACAAGUGUGUGGCAGAUAAUGGAAUUGAAGGCCAAAUUGGAAUAAACGAACGAGUGUUUUUGGAUUUUAAGCAUCCGAGGCAGAGGGGUAGUGGUGCCACUGACAGAGACAGAGAAGAGGGAAUUGGGAAGUUUUGUCCGUUUGGGCUGAUUUUCGUUCGCCCAAUGGAGAUUCUCGGAUGGGUUGCGUUAGGUAUAUAUAUAUAUAAUUAACUUUUGGAUAAUUGGGCGGUGAAGCGAUGGUUUAUAUGACAUAAUCGUGUUUCUUAUAUACGAGACAAGGAGACAAUUAAAGUGCUUUUAAUGUCAUUAAUUCCUUAAUAUUUUACGAUUCUUUGAUAUUUAAGUGCAAUUUGUAUCCAUUCCAUACGAGAGCUUGUUUGCGUGUGUGAAUUUGAUUUUUCCUUUUCUUUUGAAGUUAAUUAUAGGAGAGUGUGUACGUGUAAUUAAAUUUGGAAAAAUUCCUCUAUGAAGUGAUGGGCAGUGGUCCCGUUUUGGCCAUUAAGGCCAACAAA
This is a messenger RNA of Momordica charantia (bitter melon), 3749 nucleotides long. RefSeq names its product oligopeptide transporter 2. Gene Ontology annotation, biological process: transmembrane transport. Gene Ontology annotation, molecular function: oligopeptide transmembrane transporter activity. The record is from RefSeq and is a predicted model, not a curated record. Lineage: Eukaryota; Viridiplantae; Streptophyta; Magnoliopsida; Cucurbitales; Cucurbitaceae.